Bombyx mandarina (wild silkworm) is the source of this 840-nucleotide messenger RNA. RefSeq lists its product as uncharacterized. NCBI's taxonomy places the organism in Eukaryota, Metazoa, Arthropoda, Insecta, Lepidoptera, Bombycidae. The record is from RefSeq and is a predicted model, not a curated record.
AUGCUUCAAUUCGUCCUCCUACUUGUGGUCGCAGCUGCGGCAUCCGAGAACUGCUCCUUCUAUUUCGAUGGUCAACCUUACUCAAGAACAGCCAUAUUAUCCAUUAAAGGCCUACCAACAAAUUUGGUCUACAACCCUGCUAAUCAAGAUCUGCUAUUCACUCUAAUAGACCUGGAAACACUUCAAGAUGACAACAUCCAGACAAAAAUGGACCAGUAUAUACUUCGAGAGGGGAAUACGAUCAAAAUCGAUAACGUUAGAGGUCAAGCUUCAGCGGUGGAUAUGAAACGAAACAAAGUGUACAUAGCCAGCGAUGACGGACUAAACGAACUAAACAGUACCGACAAAGCUAAUUUCGUUGGUCUUAAAGAUGACGAUAUCGUCCAGCUAUACAAGCCGCGACACGGAGAUGAAUUGUACGCUGUUUUGUUUCCAGAAAACGCUGUUUACAUAAUCGACAUAGAAAAAGACGAAAAGAGGAAAGUCGAAUACAUUCCCUGCGCUUUCUAUUUGGGCGUAGAUGACAAAGAUAAUAUAUUUUACGAAUGUGAUUCCAAAUAUGUUAAAGUUUUGCUCAAAGGCUUUCAAGAGCCCAUUGAAUUUGUUGGUAUCGCUAAGAAUUCCGGAAAAGCUAUAGCUGUAGAUGGAAUUGGGAGAGUGAUAUUGGCUGCGACCGACGGUUUGUACCAUCUGCGACCAGACAACGUGAUCCCGAACAAACUGAUGGAAUUGGACUUCUAUCCAUCUGGUAUAGCGUUUAAUGAGGUAGACAAUAGAAUGUAUUUAUCGACGAAUGAUGUAAUUUAUAGAUAUAAUCCAUGUUUUCCUUUUAUUUUGUGA